Molecule: messenger RNA, 1680 nt
Organism: Rhineura floridana
Lineage: Eukaryota; Metazoa; Chordata; Lepidosauria; Squamata; Rhineuridae
Gene: CCNB2
Product: cyclin B2
Exons: 8
Coding region: 486-1541 (351 amino acids)
Biological process (GO): regulation of cyclin-dependent protein serine/threonine kinase activity; mitotic cell cycle phase transition
Cellular component (GO): nucleus; cytoplasm; cyclin-dependent protein kinase holoenzyme complex
Molecular function (GO): cyclin-dependent protein serine/threonine kinase regulator activity
Source: RefSeq, a predicted model, not a curated record
CGCCGGGCCCACCCGAACGUGUGGAUGGAGUCCGUGACGCGUGUCGUGGGUCUGAGGCGGCAGGCCAGGCGGGGCCACGUUGCGCCCCCCCGGAUGCUGCCGCCCACAGCCAGGCUGGGGCUCAAGGCGGCGGAACGGGCGGCAGCACCUCCUCCUCCUCGCCACUUUCUCUCCGGGGGGGGGGCUGACCUCUGGCGCUCCCUGGACGGGCGGCCGAGGGAGGCGCUGCCCGCUGAAGCCGCGCCUGGGAGGAGGCUGCGUUCCUACCCGCCCGCGCGUGGGUCCCGGUGCCUGGAGGCGCUCUGCCGCCGGGCCUGGCUGCCUUCGUCGGGCGUGGGCGCGUUGGGAGCCGGGGGCGCUGCCCGGGCCCGUCUUGGCCCCGGGUCAUGCCCGGCGUUUGCCCCCCCCCCCGCGGUGCCUCCUCGGUCCGCGCAUGAGGCCUGCCGGCGCUGUCGGUGGGCAGUGCCCGCCUUUCCUGCUCUGAGAUGCCAAAGCACCUGAAGAAAGAUGUGACGACUGAUCAUGGCAAGGCCUGCAGCCAGGUGAAUGGCACCAGGGGUCCUCUGAGUGAAAUUGGCAACAAGGCUGUGACCCGAAGACCCAAAGGAGUCAAGGACCCUGUUUCCUCCUCCACGGAAGUGGGCUUGUACCAAGCCUUUUCCCAGAUGCUGCACAGCAACGUAGAAGAUGUUGAUGCUGGUGACCGGGAGGAUCCUCAGCUGUGCAGCGAUUAUGUGAAGGAUAUCUACCGGUACCUGAGACAGCUGGAGGUCCAGCAACGUGUCUCUCCCUUCUACCUCGAUGGCGCAGAGCUCAGUGGGCGGAUGCGCGCCAUUCUUGUUGACUGGCUCAUCCAGGUUCACGCAAGGUUUCAGCUCUUGCAAGAGACUCUCUACAUGUGUGUGGCCAUCAUGGAUCGCUACUUGCAAGCUCAGCCCGUCUCCCGUAAGGAGCUCCAGUUGGUUGGUGUUACCGCGAUGCUUCUGGCUGCAAAGUAUGAAGAGAUCUAUGCACCAAGUAUUUGGGACUUUGUCUACAUGACUGACCAGGCAUACACGUCGGCUCAGAUCCGGGUGAUGGAGCAGAAAAUCCUUAAGGAGCUUAACUUUGCCUUAGGCAGGCCGCUACCUCUCCACUUCCUGAGGAGAACAGCCAAAGUUUCUGAUACAUCUGCUGAAUCAUACCUGCUAGCAAAAUACCUGAUGGAGCUGACCCUUUUGGACUACGAUAUGGUGCAUUAUAACCCUUCUGAAAUUGCCGCUGCAGCGCUCUGCCUCUCUCAGAAGGCCUUCUCGGAAGGCCAGUGGAACCCCAAGCUAUGCUAUUACACUGGAUAUGAAGAGGAGAGUCUUACCCCAGUCAUGAAGCACAUGGCCAAGAAUGUUGUUAGAGUCAACCGGAAUCUAACAAAAUACCUUGCUGUCAAGAACAAAUAUUCUAGCAGCAGAUUCCUGAGGAUCAGCACUCUUCCUCAGCUGAACUCCAGUCCUAUUAAAGACCUUGCAGCACCUUUACUUGCUGAACCCACACAGCCGAUGUGAGUAGCAGCCGGACUGUAUGCCAAGGAAAAGGUGCUCUUUUGGACGUGGCCUCCCGGAGGCCUUUUUAAGGUGGGCACUUGAGAGUUGCUCUUAAACUAAUAUUCCAUAUUAUUGUAAAUAAUAAAGAUAUUGUAGAAGA